Argiope bruennichi is the source of this 2745-nucleotide messenger RNA. Its product is annotated as glutathione S-transferase-like. Bases 146 to 805 code for a protein of 219 amino acids. The record is from RefSeq and is a predicted model, not a curated record. NCBI's taxonomy places the organism in Eukaryota, Metazoa, Arthropoda, Arachnida, Araneae, Araneidae. Gene Ontology annotation, biological process: glutathione metabolic process. The transcript has a single exon. Gene Ontology annotation, molecular function: glutathione transferase activity.
AAUAUACUUACACCAGAGGAUAAUAAUCUACGAAUCGUCUGCCUGCUUGAAAGGUUUUUUUUUACUAAUAAUCUACGAAUCGUCUGCCUCCUUGAAAGGUUUUAAACUGUUUUUCAUCUAUCUUUGAAUUCGAUUAUUUCAAAUAAUGAAGCCUAUACUCGGAUAUUGGGACUUACGAGGAAUUGUUGAGCCGAUUCGUUACCUUCUUCGAUACAAAAAAGUUGACUUUCUGGAUAAGAGAUAUGUCCAUGGAACUGAUAAAUGGCUAAAAGAAAAGUUCAGUCUUGGUUUAGAUUUCCCGAAUUUGCCUUACUACAUGGAAAACAAUUUAAAACUCUCGCAAAGUUUAGCAAUUAUCAGACAUUUGGGUGCAAAAUAUGAGCUGGAUGGGAAAACGAAUCAGCAAAAGUUGCGAAUAUAUGUUGCUGAACAACAAAGCCGUGACUUUCGGAUGAGUUUGAGGACCAUUGCUUAUGAUCCUCAUUGUGAAGAAAAGAAGAAAGAGUUCUUGGAAAAUAUUUCGGGUUCUUUCAGAGAAUGGGAGAGGUUUGUUGGCAACAGGAAGUUCAUUGCUGGAGAUGAUUUGUCGUAUGUAGAUUUUAUGGUUUAUGAAAACCUGGAUUAUUACAGACUCUUUCACGCAACGAUUCUUGAAGAUUACCCAAUACUGAAAGCCUACCAUAGCAGAGUGAAAAAUUUGCCAGAGAUGCAAGAAUAUUUGAAAUCUCCUAAUUAUAAACGAUGGCCUAUAUUUGGUCCCACUGCCAAAUUCGGCGGCGGGGGAAAAGAACCGAAGCACAUUUAAGAAUAGAAUAUCGAUAUGGAUUAAUAUAUCGAUAUCUCGAAGAAUAAUAGGACAUGGAAAUCAUGUUUCAGAUUCAGUAAGUUAGGAACAUAGUAUAUAUUUGUGAAAUUUAUGAAUUAUAGGACAUGAAGUUUCUUUUUGAGAACCAGAAUGGCAAUUAUAUAAUAUUACAGGGAAAUUUAUAAAUUGUAGGGUAUGGUUUUAUGUUGAAUUAUAGAACAUGAAAAACCAGAUUGUUAUAUAAUACAGAAUUGUGAAAUUUAUGAAUUAUAGGAUAUUGCAUCAUUGUGGAUUAUAGGACAUGGAAACCAUGUUUUAGAACCAGACUGUUAAUUAUAUGAUGCAGAGUUGUGAAAUUUAUGAAUUCUUGAACAUUGCAUCAUGAUGGAUUUUAUAGCAUAGAAUCUAUUAUUCGGAAGCAGCUAUUAAUCAUGUAAUGAUAUAAUUUUGAAAUUUAGAACUUAUAGGACAUGAAAACUAUUUUUUAUGACCUGGACUGUUAAUUAUAUAAUGCAUAAUUGUGAAAUUUAUGAAUUAUAUACGAUAUGAUAUCGUUCUUUAUAAGAAGACACGGAAACCAUGUUCAAAAACUAGGCUGUUAGUUAUACAAUACAGAGUUGUCAAAUUUGUGAUUUAUAGGAUAUGACAUCAUGAUGGAUUGUAAGACACAGAAUUUAUGCUUUAGAACCAAAAUAUUAAUUGUAUAAUGAUAUAACUGUAAAAUUUAGAAAUUAUAGGAUAUAUCAAUGUGGAUUAUAAGAAAAAUAAUACAUGUGUGAAAACUUGAAUGCUAGCUAUUAAAUAUAGAAUUCUGGUGUUUACAUUUUUUACUUUAUUUACAAUCAAAAACUAUCAUAAGUAAAUUCGAUUUGCUAAGUAUUCAAAUGAUUAAACCAUUGGCGUAUACCAAGAAAAAAAAAUAAUAGGGAGCCAACUAUUAUUUUUACGUCCUCCCUCCUUUUGUAUUUUUAAAAAAAUUGAUAUUAACUCAAUGAUAUUUUGUCCUCUUUCUAAGACUGACACUGAAAACUUUUGCCCUCUCUUUUUGGCUUGUCUCUAAAUCAUAAAUUUAAAGUAUUUUUAAACAAAUUCAAGUUUAUCAUCUUUUUUUUAUUAGAAUUUAACUCCAAUAAUAUUUGCAUGGUUAAAUAUUAUUAUUUUGCUGAACAAUAUUUUGUUAAAUUCUUUUUAAUAAUUAGUUCUUUUAUUCUGUAAAAAGGUUUAGAUAUUAAUGUUUUAUCGUUGUGCUAUAAAACAAAUAAGUAUAUAAUAAAGGUAUAGUUUAGGUAUAUAGUAAAGGUAAGGUCUUAUAGGUAUUUUAGUAAAUUAAUAUACAAUUUUAUUUAACUUGAAUUAUAUCAUGCGUACAAAAAUGUAGUUUUGGCAUAACGGAGUACUUUUCCAUCUCUUCCCUGAUGUGCUACAGUUUUAAAAUUUUCUACUCUUUUGUUGUCUCUUGUUCUCUUUUCUAUUCGUUUGUAAUUUUUUACUCUUUUGGAUGAUAAUAAUCUAUUUGAAUAUUUCAAUGAUAAGUUAUCUGUGAAUUGGUGAAUUUAAUUAAAUGUUGAUUCCCUUAACGUGGCGCCACCUGAUAAUGAAUUUGAGAAGCAUUUAUAGAUCUUAUAAUAUUUAUAUUAUUGAGUUGUAAAUAGAAAAUCAAAAAGUAAUAAAUAAUUAAAAUAAAAUGAAUUUUAAUACAUUAACUAAAGUGUGCUUUUAGAUACUGUUUUUAUUAAGUUUUAAAUAUAAUUAAGAAGAAAGUAUUAUUUGAUUCUGCGUGCUUUUAUACAUAAUGUUAUUUUUGUUUAUUGAGAUUUUUAAAAAUAUUUAUACCUUUCAUUUUUAUUUAAAUUUAUAAAAUUAAAAGUUUCAAUGCAUGAUUAAAUGAACAAUGAAUAUAAUUAUCACAGGUAUAUGAAGUUUGUUUUUUGUUGUUUUUU